Messenger RNA from Cylindrotheca closterium, 3957 nucleotides. The record is from the annotation of a GenBank genome assembly. NCBI's taxonomy places the organism in Eukaryota, Bacillariophyta, Bacillariophyceae, Bacillariales, Bacillariaceae.
AUGUCCGCAGAAGAAUCCUCUGCAAGUGCGUCUGCUACACCAACAAACGAAUUAGAAAAACAUCAUGGUGAUGAUGAUGAUGGCAAUCACAAUGACAAUAAUGAAACCGAGAAUCACAAAGACAUUGAUUUCUUGCAAGCCAAAUGCUCGCUCCUCAAAAAUCAAUUAGCCUUCUUACGAAGCCAACAGAAACAAAAGAAAGAACAACGCAAGAAGGAAAAGGGAGAAAUCGUUUCCACCUUCAAGAGCAUGAAGGGAUACAUUGACAAUUUGGAACGCGAAAACAAACAAUUCAAGGCCUUGUUGGCACCAUCGGCUGGUUCGGAAGAGGAUGAAUUGAUGGUGUUGCGACAGCGGUUGGUUUCUAUGACAAGAGAAAACCAACAACUCAAACAACGUUUACUAGCAACCGAAACCCAAAAGCAAGCAUUGGAAACCCAAUGCACACGACUCGAAACCCAAGUCUCCCAAUCCAAAACUACCGAAGCCCAACUCCGAGAUCAAGUCUCGAAGUACGAACAAGUGGUCGAUCGAGUGCCUCCUCCUCGCAUAUCAGAAAUGGCUGGUGCUAACAAUAAAACUAUGCCUCAGAGCAGUAGCAUGUCUGUCAUGGCGGAUGCUUCUGACGCCGGUUCGCGGAGCAACACGAUUGACGAAUCCAUGUUUGGUGCUGGUGCUAGUGCUGAUGGUGCACCACACGAGGAAGACAUGUUUGGAAAAGUGGUGGAUCUCACACCCAUUACACCCAAGUCUCGAAGUACUUCUGGUAAUACUGCCAACAAGAGCACCAGCAGUCUUUCGGCCUUUAGUAGUCGAGGAGAAGAUGAUACAGUGUUUGGUGUGGCGGAUCGGGCGGAACUUGCCUCGAUUGCCGAUUUGGACGACGAAGACGACUCUGACGAUGACAAUAACGACGACAAUGACAAUGACAACGCAAAAGGCCAAGAAUGGGCGGGUUCCAUUGCCGCCGAUAAUAUUUCAUUUCGAUUGGAGGUUAUGGACGACAAGAAAUUGGUGGAUCAGCUGCCUCCUGGUCUAUUGAAGGGAGGAGCACCCAAACGCGGUGGUGGCAAACGCACGGGACCCUCGUCCGUGGCAGCCUUGCCAGAUGCCUCGGUUACCUCGGGAGGUGCCAGAUUAAUGGAUGACAAUAUUACAGUGGGGGAUGACAAUGAUAAUCUCUUUGGCAAGAUGGUGGAUCAGACACCAGAUUUGUCGACUCCCUAUUCCUUCAAAAAGACUGGGUCGUCGGUUUCCUUUCGGGAUCACUUGGAGGAUGAUACGGUGCAGGGUGUCACGGAAAAGCUGGAAAUUGAAUCUGUUGCCCGACAAGAUGACGAAGUUUCGAGUCAUGAUGAUGAUGGGGUAACACUGGACGAUGACGGAACACGAGAUGGCAUGUCCCUUGCGGGAGCCAGUCAUAUUUCCUUCAAAUUGAAUGUGAAGGAAGAAAAGAAUCUAGUCGAUCAUGUUCCCUUGCGUCGUAGCAACAAACCGAAUCAUCAUCGACAACGCGAUGCGUCCGUGAUGGCGGUGGGUGACAAUUAUUCCAUUUCGAGUCUGCCAAACGAUGAUGCGAUUACAGAUGGGGCAAGUGGUGGUCGGAAUGCCUUUGGGCCCAUUGUGGAUAUCACUCCCAGUCUGUCGGCGGCACCGCCAUUAUCGACGAAAUCAAUGGCCACUUCGGUGGCGACUCAAAAUAGUCUCUUUACCGAUCUCAAUGACGAUUAUCGCCAUGGUGGUGAUGCGGACACUCUUGGUCCUGCGUCAACAGUCGGGGAUACGGAUUGGGAUCGGGAUUCCUUGUCCACCUCCAUGAAGGAAUCCAACAACAAACACAUGGUGGACCAUGUGCCCAAACGAAAACGAAUGCCAACCGAUCUUUCGGUUCGAGUCUAUUUGGAUACCAAUCUUGAUAACAUAUCCCAAGUCGAUACCAUUGCCGAAGAUGAAGAAAUGGAAUUUGGUCCCAUUGUCGAUCAGACACCCUUUAGCGCCACCAAAUCAGUCAUCAGUGGCAGCUCUACACGCAGCAUGUCGGGACAAGUGUCCGUGGCGGGGUCUACCAUGGCGGUCGGUGGUGGUGAUACCACUCAAGAUUUUUAUGAUUUGGAUACGGUCCAAGAUACCUUUAUGGAUACUGGGACCAUUGCCUCGAUACAAGAAGAGGGAGAUGAUAGUACUACUGGUGAAGAAGAAGAAGAAGAAGGAGAAGAAGAAAAAGUAGGAGAAAACAUGGUGGAUCAUGUGCCGUCGCGACGCAAAAUGCGGUCCGUGGACGAAUCGAUCCGUGUGUUGGUCGGUGCUAACGACGACAUGUCGCAGGUGGAUACCAUUGCCGAAGAUGGGAUUUUGGAUGAUUUUGGACCCAUUGUCGAUCAUACCCCACACAUGGUAGAUGUUGUGGCACCAUCCGGCGGACCUCGAUCCGUGGCGGCGUCGACGGCUGCCGUGGUGGAUGACAAUCGUACGGUAGGGGAUGACCUUGAGAGCAUGGCUCUUCAUACCACUGUCACGGCAGAAAUUACGAUGGGCAUGUCCGACGGAGAAAGCUUUGUUCCAUUGGCUGGAGAAGAGGAGGAGGAAAAGCAUGUGGUGGACCAUGUCCCAAGCGAGGCAAACCAUCCCAAAGUGGUCGGUGGUGGAUCUGUGCGGGUACUUGUUGACCAUGCCGAGACUCUGUCUCAGGUCGAUACGGUGGCCGAAGAUGAACGAGUCACCUUUGGUCCAAUUGUGGACCAUACUCCAGCAUUUAGUGCUGCUAGAUCGGUUGGUCGAUCAGUGGGAGCAUCCAUGAUUAGUGUCGGCACUAAUGAUGACAGCACUAGUAUUCAGGACAAUACUACGGUUGGAUUUGGAAUUGGAGGCUCUGUUGGAGGAGGAGAUGACACUGGAAAUCUAGAUGACAAUAUGGCUCCGGCGUAUAGGCCAUCUGCCAAUGAAGAUAAGAAACUUGUGGAUCACGUACCACAAAGUUCCUUCCCCAAGUCAGAAGAUGUUUCGGUAGUUGUGCAAGCAGAUCCCUUGGAUGCAGUAUUUGAAGUCGACGACGAAACUGGUGACGGAAACUUUAAAACGGAUCGGUACGGCCCAAUUGUGGACCAGACGCCACUCAUGCGGCCAUCUGCAUCCCCGUCCGUUGGGGCUUCCAUGUUGACUACGACGAGUGAUGCUGCGAUUGAUUUGCGAACUGACGAUGGAACCUGGGUUAGUGCUGGUGAAACAAUAGGAGAAGUCAAUUCGCGAGAUACGAGCCAACCCUUGUUGGAAUCAUUGGAAGAGAUGGAAGAUGGCCCAACGGAAGCGAGUCAACAAUUCAUGGUAGAAACUGUGAACUCUCACGAUGAUUCGGAUGACCUGACAGAUGAUGCUUACGUACGCGUACCAAAGGCAGAUUCGACGGAACGGUUGAACGACAACGACGAUGGGAAGCAAUCCAUUGCGAGUGACGAAGAUGGUGGUUUCGACUUGAAAGAAAUUCACAAUUAUGCGGAGGAAUUGGCAGCCAAGGCUUCUGAAAGUAAGGACAACCCGUUUGAUAUUGACAAUGUUGUUCAAUCGUCACCUGAAAAAGUAAAGUCGGACGUCCAGGAUUACAUAGCGAGCUUGGCUUUGGGAACACAGAAGGACUUGACAACUGAGAAUCGGACCGACUCGGUCACUGGAUCUGUGGAAAGCUCGACUCACAGUGUGCAGGAAAUGCAAAAGUACAUUUCGGAUUUGUCAUCCUUGACUACCGCUGCUAAAGGCAGUAAUGAAGAUGGCGCAGCGAAGGCCUCUUCGGAUCCGCACAAGGCGGAGACUCCCAAGAAGAAGGGUGAUACAAGCGAGCCUGACGCAAGGAACGAGAUCCUCGAUGAGAUUGGUACCUCCAAGAAGCAAUCGGUCUUUGGAAAACUGUUCCGAGGAAACAAGAAAGAGGAAAAGGAGAGCAACCAAGGUGGGACUUGGGCCUGA